AUGCCAAGCACCCUCUGGCAAACAACCUUACCUAAUGCACACGGGGGUCACCAAGGCAUUGUGUGGACCAAACAGAUGGUCAGGGAGAGGGUUUGGUGGCCAGGUAUCACACAUCAAGUGGAGACAAUGGUCAAGGCGUAUCUACCCUGCCAAUCUGUUGCGGGCAAGUCUACUGCAGAGCCACUCCGACCUACAGUGAUGCCUGACAAACCAUGGCAAGAGGUACACAUCGAUCUCUGUGGACCGUUCCCUACAGGAGAAAGUCUCGUGGUUUGUGAAGAUGCAUGUACGCGCUGGCCUGAAGUAGUCCUUUUACGCUCAACUACCUCUGCGGCCAUAAUCGGACAUCUUCUAAAGAUAUUUGCUGUACAUGGGCUUCCAGACAAAGUAGUAACAGAUAAAGGAGCAAAUCUUGUCUCGGAGGAAUUUGAGGAGUACCUGGCAACGCAUGGCAUCCAGCAUCGGAAGGUCACCCCCUACUGGCCACAGGCGAAUGGUAAGGACCAACAAGCCAAGCAGCGCACACAGGUUUAUGCAGACAAGAGAAACAGAGCGAGUCCAUCAGACAUGAACUCAGGAGACAAACUGCUGUUACAGCAGGCGCGGCAGAACAAGCUAUCAACGCUGUAUGACUCUCAACCUUACUCAGUGAUACAACGUAGGGGACCGAGCCUUAUUCUGCAGCGAACAAAUGGACAAGUGUUCAUGCGCAAUGUAUCGCAGGUCCGCAAGUUGCACCAGAACACUGCUGUACGGGAGGAAGGUGAUUAUGGGAUGGAUUUUGAUCUUCCACAGGCAAUGAAUCCUCCACGGGCAGCGGAACAAGAUACGCGAAGAUCUGCUCGUGUCAGACGUGCACCGACACAUCUGAGGGACUAUCAGUUACACUGA
This is a messenger RNA of Stylophora pistillata, 891 nucleotides long. RefSeq lists its product as uncharacterized. NCBI's taxonomy places the organism in Eukaryota, Metazoa, Cnidaria, Anthozoa, Scleractinia, Pocilloporidae. The record is from RefSeq and is a predicted model, not a curated record.